Oppia nitens is the source of this 980-nucleotide messenger RNA. Its product is annotated as SH3 domain-binding glutamic acid-rich protein homolog. NCBI's taxonomy places the organism in Eukaryota, Metazoa, Arthropoda, Arachnida, Sarcoptiformes, Oppiidae. Gene Ontology annotation, cellular component: cytoplasm. The transcript has 4 exons. The record is from RefSeq and is a predicted model, not a curated record. The coding region runs from base 196 to 543 and encodes 115 amino acids.
UUGUUGUUAUGACUGAUGUGUUGUUUUGAUGGCAAUAACUCAGGCGUUGUCUAUAAAUGUUAUUAAUUUUUGUGUUAAAACCAAUUAAACACAUUUACUGUCAAUAAAACAAUUGAUCCAUUAUUUGAUCCAUUAUUUGAUCCAUUAUUUGAUCCAAUUCACUAACACAAGUGUUGUGUCGAUUGACGCCACGAAAUGGUCAUCAAAGUGCUUAUAUCAGGCAUUUCUGCCUCAAAAGAGAUUAAAAAACACCAACAAAGAGCACAGAUGUUAUUGGAUUCACAUAAAAUCAAGUAUGAAGUGAUAGAUAUCACCGAACCGGGACAUGAAGAGGAAAAGGAACUCAUGAAGACUGUCUGCAAAAAAAGAAACAAUAAUCCGAUAGCACUUCCGCCACAGUUCUUCAAUGAAGAUCAAUAUUGUGGAGAUUAUGAAGACUUCUCAACGGCCAGUGAUGACGACACUGUUUUCAAUUUUUUGAAUCUUGAAGAAGACAUCACUAUCGAGAAUGGAGACGUUUCCGAUUCAGAUAAAGCCAAAUGAAUGUAUGGCCCGAUGUAUGAACCGAUCGCAUGAAUGGCUUAUUUUCCGUUUACAUACAUAUUGUUUGAUGUAUUGCACGACAAAUUAAAAAAUAUAUAUUUAUUUAUUAAUAACAAUAACACUAACAAAGUGAUCAAAAAUAACAUAAACUUCUAAAUUUAAUUUAUUCUCAAAUAUAGUCUUAACAUUAUUUAAAAUGCAAUUUCUCCUAUUGAUUGUCACUUUAUUAUGAACUAAUAUAUACUGUAGGUUUGUAUAAUAACAACAAAUACAAUAUAUUUUAAUUAAUUUGUGAUAACUUAUAUUUUAAAAAAUCAUUUUAACCAUUGAUGUAGUAAUAAAAUGACUGAUUAUAAUACUGUACUCAAUAGAUACUGUAUAAACAUAUAAUAAAACAUCGCUCAAGAGACUAAUAAUAUGUUUUUGAUUUAUCAUUU